AUGCCGACUUUCCUGGCGAAACACGACAUGCGCAUGUCCUACAAAGAAGGCCAACUUUCAGGGCGGCGGGUAAGUUAAAACGCCUUUCUUUUCUGGCUAGGUAGCAAGCUUUUUUAUUCUUUGUAAAACGUUUUUUUGGAAACUAUUGUCCAAUUCACUGUUACAACGAGUCUACCGAAAUCGAUUACGUAAAGUUAUUUUGCAAUCUAUUUUUAGCUAACGUUAGCGAGCUAGCUCGAUUCUUCUGUAUUGAGCAAUAGCUAGCGAGCAUAAUCAUUAGAAAAGGGAUCAUUCACCUGCUGACCUAGCAACUGACAGCUAAAUCCCAUGAUUUAUUGGUCACUGUCACGCCCUGACUUAUGGGACUCUAGUAUGUUGAGUCAGGGUGUGGAGUUCUAUGUUGUUAUUUCUAUGUUUACGUUCUAGGUGUUGUAUUUCUAUGUUUGGCCGGGUGUGAUUCCCAAUCAGAGACAGCUGUCGCUCGUUGUCUCUGAUUGGGGAUCAUACUUAGGCAGCCUGUUGGCAAUCAUUGGGUUGUGGGAUCUUGUUCCGUGUUAGAGGCUUGUAUUGUGUUUAGCCUUCGGACUUCACGUUACGUUGUUUUGUUCGUGUGUUUAUCGUUGUAAUAAACAUGUAUGCUUUUCACGCUGCGCCAUGGUCUGACCCGUCCUUAAACGAACGUGACAGUCACCCAGUUAGACCUGGAGUUUUAGAAGAAGCACGACUGAAGGUAUAAAAUAAUUUGUUUAGCUUUUACAUUGGGUACAUUCUGUGAAUCUGUAGUGCCCUUUGAUUAAUGUAAAGCCCAAUCUAAACCCUUUACAAUUGUCAGUUCCCACUCUCCAGGCUGCCAUGCACUCACAGUUAGACGGGGUCCGUUCAGGCCUCAAUCAGCUCCAUAAUGCCCUGGGGGACGUGAAGGACCUCCAGAACUCUCCGGUAGACGUCAGCAAUGACUGGAAGCAAAGCAUCAACACCAUUGAGAACCCGAAGGAUGUAAGAUGUGCUCGGAUACAACACCGUCAGCUUGCCUCAGCCGUGGAAAACCUUGAAGAUUAUAUUUUCAGGUACGCUCAGUUGCAACAUAAGGUGCCACUUGUUUGGGAACUAUUAGUGUUGGCUUGCAUUGUAUUCGACGUGACGCUGUACGGUUACAAUGUAUUUUGUGUAUUGAUAUUUCCCUUCCUGUGCAGUGCCUGAGAUGGUGGCACACUCCGUUAAUGAUGGCGCAAGCUGAUCAGCUGGAGCGCCUCCACAAGCUGAUGAACCUAGAGUGCUCAUACACGAGCAGCACACACGUGGGCAGCAAGAACGAGCACGGCAAGAUCCUCAUUCGGAAGCACUUUGGUGCAGGGUCUGUGUCGGACAACCUGGGCCAAGCAGCUGUGGAUAACGCUGCAGCGCACCAUGGGUAAAGUUGAGAGGUCACAGUGAGCACGCGCAUCGAAGAACACUGGGGUGGCAGGUAGCUUAGUGGUUAAGAGCGUUGUGCCAGUAACCGAAAGGUCGCUGGUUCUAAUCCCCGAGCCGACUAGGUGAAAAAUCUGUCGACGUGCCCUUGAGCAUCUGAUAAAUGACAAAAAAAAAACAAAAAAACACUCACAACAGAUGUGGCCUGGUGACACUGGUGCAGUGCUCCGCUCCCCCCCCCCCCCCCCCCCCCCCCCCCACACACACACACACACACAUUACAAAACCUUGACAGGUUCUUCACGCUCUACCACAACACUGUGUCCGUGAGGAUGCUCCCUCCUCACGUUGGGUCCUCAAUUAAUACUAAGUACUGCCCACUCUGUGACUCAUGUAGCACCCGUCCAAUCAUAGCUACCUUUCUAUCAUCGUAGGACGUAAACUAAAUAUAUGGUCGCUGCUGCUGUCGUAAGUGGCAGCUUAGAAAUAUAUACUUACCGGUCUUAAGGUUUUAGAACACCUAGUCAUUCAAGGGUUUUUCUUUAUUUUUUACUAUUUUCUACAUUGUAGAAUAAUAGUAAAGACAUCACAACUAUUAAUUAACACAUAUGGAAUCAUGUAGUAAACAAAAAAAGUGUUAAACAAAUCAAAAUAUAUUCUUCAAAGUAGCCACCCUUUGCCUUGAUGACACCAUUGACACUUUGAUGACACCUUUGCACACUCUUGGCAUUCUCUCAACCAGCUUCACCUGGAAUGCUUUUCCAACAGUCUUGAAGGAGUUCCCACAUAUCCUGAGCACUUGUUGUCUGCUUUUCCUUCACUCUGCGGUCCGACUCAUCCCAAACCAUCUCAAUUUGGUUGAGGUCGGGGGGGAUUGUGGAGGCCAGGUCAUCUGAUGCAGCGCUCCAUCACUCUCCUUCUUGGUAAAAUAGCCCUUACACAGCCUGGAGGUGUGUUGGGUCAUCGUCCUGUUGAAAACCAAAUGAUGAUGAUGAUAGUCCCCACUAACCAGAUGGGAUGGCGUAUCAGGAGGGGAGUUCCAUAGGCGUGGUGAGUGGGAGGGAAAGGUCCUGGUCCUGGGGUCAUGGAGGAGUUCAUAUGGGGGAGAGUAGAUCUGACAGGUAGGUGGGUCCGAUGCCAUUUAGGGAUUUGUAGACCAGGAGGAGAAUCUAAUAGUCAAUUCUUUGAGGAACAGGUAGCCAAUGGAGAUCAGCAAGGAUGUGGGGAGGGGUGGCUUUUUUUGGUUUGAGUCAGAAUCCUUGCAGCACUGUUUUGGAUGAGCUGUAGUUUAGUUUAGUAAUUUAAUUUGCAGGCAGGCCCCCCCCCCCCCCCCCCCAAGUACUGCGUUCCCAUAAUCAAUUUAGGAGGAAAUGAAUGAAUGGAUUCGCGGAUAUACCACGGAUAUGACAAAACAUGUAUUUUUAGUGCUCUAAUUACAUUGGUAACCAGUUUAUAAUAGCAAGAAGGACUAACCUGGAAUGCUGUCUACCAGCACCAUCAACUCUUCCUCUCCCUCGGUUUCCUCCUUCAGGACCUUCUGCCGACAGAGUUGUAUUGCCGAUAAAACACAUGGUGAAAAUACAUUCAAUAGAUUGUUUAAAAUACGUUGCCGUUUUAUUGUGUGCAAAAUGAUGGGAUAUCAACACAAUCCUGAACAGUGGGUCAUCUGAAUACUAGAAAAAGAAGAGGAGAGUUUUCACACUCUAGGAGCUCAGAUGCAAUAAUCUGUUAACCUAAUAACCAACGUCUUCAUCAGGGUAUAAUCAUCUGAAUACUUAACUGAUUUCCAGUUAUAAGUUCCUGCUUUGCCCUGUCUCUGACUGCUUAAUAUAUGAGGGCAUCAGUGGCAACACCAUGAGAUGGUGCCAUCUCUUUUGGGAUCUUCCCAAACCUUCGUAGGUAAGACCACAGCCUCUCCAUUUGUUCUCCGUCAACAAGCUCGCUACCAGUCACAUAGCUGGUACCAUCAGUGACCUGAAAUGUAAAGUACAAUCAGAAACCAUAAUGAGCAUUACAAUGGGUGAUGACGAUUAAAUCAAAUCAAAUCAAAUGUUAUUUGUCACAUACACGUGUUUAGCGGAUGUUAUAGCGGGUGUAGCGAAACGCUCGUGCUUCUAGCUCCUACAGUGCAGUAAUAUCUAACAAGUAAUAUCUAACAAUUUCACAACAUAUACCCAAUACACACAAAACUAGUAAGGAAUGGGAUUUAAGAAUAUAUACAUAUAUGGACAAGCUGUUUUUCAUUCUCUCGGGGGCCCCAGUGUUGAGGAUCAGUGAAGUGGAGAUGUUGUUUUUCUACCUGAUUAGUUAAGGAACGAGGACAGAUUACAACUAGCUGUUUUUGAAUACUCUUAAGGUAAACUGUCUGCAACUCUACAAAGAAGCAGUGUUUAACAGAAGAAAUUAUCAAUAUUUUUUAAAAAUUAAUUACCUGACAGUCAGCAUCAUGAGCAAAGGCAUGAAAGGCCGGUGCUGUCAUCAGAUCGGGACUGUUUUUCUAAAUGUCAAAACAUUUCAGUGUAAAGAGCAGUUCGUUUGGGCAUUUCUGUGUAAAACAUUACUUCAAAGUGGGUAUGGAGAAAUCUGUAUCAAGCCGUUCAUAAAAACAUAUCAAGCAAUUCAUUAAUGUCUAACUACCGGGUGGUUAAAUAUUCAAUAUAUUAUCUAACGUAUCAUUAAAGCUAACAUAGAUUGACGUAUCAAUUUUACCUGUAAAUGAGGCUUGAGCUGGCAAGCAUUGGCAUAAUGAAGAAAUGCUGUGAUGUUUAGUCCCUGCAUUGCUUUCAGGUCAAUGCUGGUCCCGGACAAUCUUUUCGGCCGCAAUCAUUUGAUGACCGUUUUCCUUUAAAACAAUAAUGCAAAUAAUGAAAUAACACUUACUUCAACCUUUUUGCUCUGGGGGGGGGGCAUAGGUCAUUCACACUGUAGUUUUUCCCGUGAAUGUAUCUGUAAUCGGUAGUAUCCACUAAGCAGAUGAUUGGUCCACCUAGCUUCACCAAAGCCCCGUUAGCCGUUGUGUUUCCAGGUGGAUCCAGGCAGGACUUCAUGCUAACCGUAGCAGCCCAGGUGGAAAGACUUGGUCGAGGGUUUUUUGAGAGGCUUGCAGUGGUACGUAACGUUACGGUGGCAGGCCAGAGUUUGUGGCGGAUCAGGGUGACAGCUCGCAGAACUGCAGCCAGACGUCAUGAGCACUUCCUGAAAUGAGAACAUUCAAUGUCUUAGAUUGCAUUGAUGAACAUUACAUCCGAUGUUGGUGAGACACAUUAAACGUUUUUUGCAUGUUUUCAUCAUAACAGUGAGUGAACAGGUUUACGUUAAACUAGAUCAAAUGAAAUCAAAAUCAAAUUUGCAGGUAUACAGCAUAGUGUACACAAUACAAUGACACAACUAGAGUCAGGAGGUGGAGUCAGGGUUAAUGUAUUCAACAGUCUUAUGGCUUGGAGGUGGAGUCAGGGUUAAUCUAUUCAACAGUCUUAUGGCUUGGAGGUGGAGUCAGGGUUAAUGUGUUCAACAGUUUAUGCUGGGCAGAUCAGGGUUAAUCUACUCAACUCGUAAGAGGUGGAGUCAGGCUGCUACACUUGAUCUCUAUAAAGGAGACUUCACAUGGUGUAACUGUCUCUAAUGGUCUCUGGUGGGUACGCUUGACGCUCUAUCAAGGAGACUGUCUUGAACAUGGUGCUGCUACUGAUGCUCUAACAGGAGAGUCUCUAACAUGGUGGCAAUUGAGCUAGAGACUGUCUCUGAACAUGGUGCUGCUACACUUGAUGCUAAUAAGGAGACUGUCUCUGAACAUGGUGCUGCUACACUUGACGCUCUAAUAAAGGAGACUGUCUCUGAACAUGGUGCUGCUACGCUUGACGCUCUAAUAAAGGAGACUGUCUCUGAACAUGGUGCUGCUACACUUGAUGCUCUAAUAAAGGAGACUGUCUCUGAACAUGGUGCUGCUACACUUGAUGCUCUAAUAAAGGAGACUGUCUCUGAACAUGGUGCUGCUACGCUUGAUGCUCUAAUAAAGGAGACUGUCUCUGAACAUGGUGCUGCUACACUUGAUGCUCUAAUAAAGGAGACUGUCUCUGAACAUGGUGCUGCUACACUUGAUGCUCUAAUAAAGGAGACUGUCUCUGAACAUGGUGCUGCUACACUUGAUGCUCUAAUAAAGGAGGCUGUCUCUGAACAUGGUGCUGCUACACUUGAUGCUCUAAUAAAGGAGACUGUCUCUGAACAUGGUGCUGCUACACUUGAUGCUCUAAUAAAGGAGACUGUCUCUGAACAUGGUGCUGCUACGCUUGAUGCUCUAAUAAAGGAGACUGUCUCUGAACAUGGUGCUGCUACACUUGAUGCUCUAAUAAAGGAGACUGUCUCUGAACAUGGUGCUGCUACACUUGAUGCUCUAAUAAAGGAGACUGUCACUGAACAUGGUGCUGCUACACUUGAUGCUCUAAUAAAGGAGGCUGUCUCUGAACAUGGUGCUGCUACACUUGAUGCUCUAAUAAAGGAGAAUGUCUCUGAACAUGGUGCUGCUACGCUUGAUGCUCUAAUAAAGGAGACUGUCUCUGAACAUGGUGCUGCUACACUUGAUGCUCUAAUAAAGGAGACUGUCUCUGAACAUGGUGCUGCUACACUUGAUGCUCUAAUAAAGGAGACUGUCUCUGAACAUGGUGCUGCUACACUUGAUGCUCUAAUAAAGGAGACUGUCUCUGAACAUGGUGCUGCUACACUUGAUGCUCUAAUAAAGGAGACUGUCUCUGAACAUGGUGCUGCUACACUUGACGCUCUAAUAAAGGAGACUGUCUCUGAACAUGGUGCUGCUACACUUGAUGCUCUAAUAAAGGAGACUGUCUCUGAACAUGGUGCUGCUACGCUUGAUGCUCUAAUAAAGGAGACUGUCUCUGAACAUGGUGCUGCUACACUUGAUGCUCUAAUAAAGGAGACUGUCUCUGAACAUGGUGCUGCUACACUUGAUGCUCUAAUAAAGGAGGCUGUCUCUGAACAUGGUGCUGCUACACUUGAUGCUCUAAUAAAGGAGGCUGUCUCUGAACAUGGUGCUGCUACACUUGAUGCUCUAAUAAAGGAGACUGUCUCUGAACAUGGUGCUGCUACACUUGAUGCUCUAAUAAAGGAGACUGUCUCUGAACAUGGUGCUGCUACGCUUGAUGCUCUAAUAAAGGAGACUGUCUCUGAACAUGGUGCUGCUACACUUGAUGCUCUAAUAAAGGAGACUGUCUCUGAACAUGGUGCUGCUACACUUGAUGCUCUAAUAAAGGAGACUGUCUCUGAACAUGGUGCUGCUAGAGCUCUAAUAAAGAGAUGCUGAAGUGCUGCUACACUGAUGCCUAAUAAGGAGACUGUCUCUGAAACAUGGUGCUGCUACACUUGAUGCUCUAAUAAAGGAGCAGGCAUCAUAUGCUGCGUUCACAUCAUGUCCGGAACUCGUAAAUACGACCUUCUUACUGGGAAAAAUGCAUGUGUAUACCCAAACUCGUAAUUACGACCAGGAAACUCGGGUAUGAUCUCUAGACCCCGAUCUUUCCCAUAUGCUGAACUCUGACGUUACGCACCACUACAAAUGGCAACAAACAUGGCCGCGAUUUCGGCUGUCGUUGGUGAGAAUGGUUCUUGCAUUCCUUCUGAACUCCGGGCAGUACAGUGCCUUGCAAAAGUAUUCAUCCCGCUUGCCAUUUUUCCUAUUUUGUUGCAUUACAACCUGUAAUUUAAAUUGAUUUUUAUUUGGAUUUCAUGUAAUGGACAUACACAAAAUAGUCCAAAUUGGUGAAGUGAAAUGAAGAAAAUAACUAAAAAAUUCUAAAAAAUAAAUAACGGAAAAGUGGUGCAUGCAUAUGUAUUCACCCCCUUUGCUAUGAAGCCCCUAAAUAAGAUCUGGUGCAACCAAUUACCUUCAGAAGUCACAUAAUUAGUUAAAUAAAGUCCACCUGUGUGCAAUCUAAGUGUCACAUGAUCUGUCACAUGAUCUCAGUAUACACUACUGUUCAAACUUUUUUUUUGUCCAUUAAAAUAACAUAAAAUUGAUCAGAAAUACAGUGUAGACAUUGUUAAUGUUCUAAAUGUCUAUUGUAGCUGGAAACGGCUGAUUUUUAAUGGAAUAUCUUCAUAGGCGUACAGAGGCCCAUUAUCAGCAACCAUCAGUCCUGUGUUCCAAUGGCACGUUGUGUUUGCUAAUCCAAGUUUAUCAUUUUAAAAGGCUAAUUGAUCAUUAGAAAACCCUUUUGCAAUUAUGUUAGCACAGCUGAAAACUGUUGUGCUGAUUAAAGAAGCAAUAAAACUGGCCUUCUUGAGACUAGUUGAGUAUCUGGAGCAUCAGCAAUUGUGGGUUUGAUUACAGGCUCAAAAUGGCCAGAAACAAAUAACUUUCUUCUAAAACUCAUCAGUCUAUUCUUGUUCUGAGAAAUGAAGGCUAUUCCAUGCGAAACAUUGCCAAGAAACUGAAGAUCUCGUACAACGCUGUGUACUACUCCCUUCACAGAACAGCGCAAACUGGCUCUAACCAGAAUAGAAAGAGGAGUGGGAGGCCCCAGUGCACAACUGAGCAAGAGGACAAAUACAUUAGAGUGUCUAGUUUGAGAAACAGAUGCCUCACAGGUCCUCAACUGGCAGCUUCAUUAAAUAGUACCCGCAAAACACCAGUCUCAACGUCAACAGUGAAGAGGCGACUCGGGGAUGCUGACCUUCUAGGCAGAGUUGCAAAGAAAAAGCCAUAUCUCAGACUGGCCAAUAAAAAGAAAAGAUUAAGAUGGGCAGUCUGAGAUAUUACUUUUUCUUUGCAACUCUGCCUAGAAGGUCAGGAUCCCGGAGUCGCCUCUUCACUGUUGACGUUGAGACUGAUGUCUACACUGUACAAUGUCUACACUGUAUUUCGGAUCAAUUUGAUGUUAUUUUAAUGGACCAAUAAAUUGCUUUUCUUUCGAAAACAAGGACAUUUCUAAGUGACCCCACACUUUUGAACGGUAGUGUAUAUACACCUGUUCUGAAAGGCCACAGAGUCUAGCAGGCAGAAUAAAUAUCAGCCUGUGCAGAGAAACACGAGAUUGAACUUCACUCAACUUUCCAGUUUUCCCCUUUAGUUAACACUAUCAACGUUUCCGUCUACUGUGCGAAUUGUGAUCGAAUCAACGCAAUUUUAGCCACUUUCAAUGCAACACACCGAAACAAAACAAACUAUGCAGGAGAUUUGUUUGUAGGCAGAGCGCAUUGGAGUAGGAUUCUAUUGCAUUGACAGGUACGACUCAGGCCCAUACUCUACUCAGACCGCUAACCAAUAGGAGCUGCAGUAGGCCUAUAUGCAAAUAGACCAUUGCCAUAUAUGGAUCUGUGCCAUUCACUUUGAACUGGACUGUGUUUACAGCAAGAGUGGUCAAAGGGUAGAUGCGCUUGUUUUGAGACCAAAGCAGGGGCGCAACGUUGGUUUUAGAAGUGGGGGGGAAAUAACCUUGUGGGGGGUCUGGGGGGAUUUUAUUGGGGCAUCUAAGGCUAAUUUCCUGCAUUUCUACACAAUCCGGUAUGACCCAUGACCCUUCUAGGCGUCUCUAUUUAGAACAACAAAAAGUAAGCAAAAAUGCCCCCAGUCAUCAUGCUAGGUAAGAGAUCAUUGUUAAAUAUGUUUAAGUGAUUGAUAAGACUGAACUAGAUCAAAGGUCAUUCAAUCAUCAAUAUUGUGUUGCACCUUUAACCAAUAGCCUAACAAAUCUAACAACUCUUUAAAAAAUCAAGUACAAAGACUUUUGAUUGACUUUAUUAAGACAUCCUUAACAAAGAGUUGGCAGUCUGUUAUGUAAUGUUUGGCCAAUAAUAAACUGGUCCUGAACAUCUAUAAAACUAAGAGCAUUGUAUUUGGUACAAAUCAUUCCCUAAGUUCUAGACCUCAGCUGAAUCUGGUAAUGAAUGGUGUGGCUGUUGAACAAGUUGAGGAGACUAAAUUACUUGGCGUUACCUUAGAUUGUAAACUGUCAUGGUCAAAACAUAUAGAUUCAGUGGUUGUAAAGAUGGGGAGAGGUCUGUCCGUAAUAAAGAGAUGCUCUGCUUUUUUGACACCACACUCCAAAAAGCAAGUUCUGCAGGCUCUAGUUUUGUCUAAUCUUGAUUAUUGUCAAGUCGUGUGGUCCAGUGCUGCAAGGAAAGACCUAGUUAAGCUGCAGCUGGCCCAGAACAGAGCGGCACGUCUUGCUCUUCAUUGUAAUCAGAGGGCAGAUAUUAAUACUAUGCAUGCCAGUCACUCUUGGCUAAGAGCUGAGGAGAGACUGACUGCAUCACUUCUUCUUUUUAUAAGAAACAUUAAUGUGUUGAAAAUUCCAAAUUGUUUGCAUAGUCAACUUACACACAGCUCUGACUCACACACUUACCCCACCAGACAUGCCACCAGGGGUCUUUUCACAGUCCCCAAAUCCAGAACAAAUUCAUGAAAGCGUACAGUAUUAUAUAGAGCCAUUAUUGCAUGAAACUCUCUUCCAUCUCAUAUUGCUCAAAUAAACAGCAAACCUGGUUUCAAAAAACAAACAGAUAAAGCAACACCUCACGGCACAAUGCCUCUCCCCUAUUUGACCCAGAUAGUUUGUGUGUAUGUAUUGAUAUGUAGGCUACGUGUGCCAUUUUUAAAUGUAUGUAGUUCUGUCCUUGAGCUGUUCUUGUCUAUAAAUGUUCUGUAUUAUGUCAUGUUUUGUGUGUACCACAAAUACAUCCUCUAUAUCAAAUUUCAGCCAGACCCCCACCAGUCUAGUCAAUACCUCAACUCUCUCCCCGACCCCCACCAGUCCAGUCAAUACCUCAACUCUCUCCCCGACCCCCACCAGUCUAGUCAAUACCUCAACUCUCUCCCCGACCCCCACCAGUCCAGUCAAUACCUCAACUCUCUCCCCGACCCCCACCAGUCUAGUCAAUACCUCAACUCUCUCCCCGACCCCCACCAGUCUAGUCAAUACCUCAACUCUCUCCCCGACCCCCACCAGUCUAGUCAAUAACUCCACUCUCUCCCCGACCCCCACCAGUCUAGUCAAUACCUCAACUCUCUCCUCGACCCCCACCAGUCUAGUCAAUACCUCAACUCUCUCCUCGACCCCCACCAGUCCAGUCAAUACCUCAACUCUCUCCUCGACCCCCACCAGUCCAGUCAAUACCUCAACUCUCUCCCAAAACAAUUUUUCCCCCACCUUUUUUCAAUGUAAAUAGUCCAGGUGGCCAUUUGAUUAAUUGUUCAGCAGUCUUAUGGCUUGGGGGUAGAAGCUGUUAAGGAGUCUUUUGGACCUAGACUUGGCGCUCCGCUUGCCGUGCGGUAGCAGAGAGAACAGUCUAUGACUAGGGUGGCUGAAUUUUUGGGGCCUUCCUCUGACUAGUAUAUAGAGGUCCUGGAUGGCAGGAAGCUUGGCCCCAGUGAUGUACUGGGCCGUACGCACUACCCUCUGUAGUGCCUUGCGGUCGGAGGCCGAGCAGUUGCCAUACCAGGCGGUGAUGCAACCAGUCAGGAUGCUCUUGAUGGUGUAGCUGUAUAACUUUUUGAGGAUCUGAGGACCCAUGCCAAAUCUUUUCAGUCUCCUUUGUCGUGCCCUCUUCACGACUGUCUUGGACAUUAACACACAUAAAUCUUGUUCAUACAACACCUCUCAAUUUUCUCGCGUCAGCUGGUCCAUUCCUGUGGCUCCAGCAUGGCUCUAUAUCAGAUCCCUUCCUGUGGCACUAUCUUGGCUUUGUAUCAGUUUUGUUUACUGCUGCUUUGUCCCCAAAAAAACAAUCUGUUUAACAAUUAUUGUAAGAGGUAGUUAUGUAUUCUUGCUAAACAGUGAAAUAUUUCUAAAUAAGCCCACACCAAGCCGCACAGUGAAGCUCAACCUUUAAAAGUGAAUCAUUUCUUGAUGGUAACAUCGGUGUUCCUAUGAGAAGAAGAGCUUGGUGAGAUCUUGUGAUAAAGACAUCACAAAUCUCUAAUCUGUAAUCCAACUACUUUUCUACACCAGGGGGCAUCAGUGAGCUGUAGCAGAUCACUGAUAAAGCCUUUAUUUCAUAGACCUGCCACUGGCAUACAGGUUAAGAAAUCCACCUCUAACAGGUACCACCAUAACAUGUGUAGACAUUUCACUAAUGAUUUGUUUGAAUGGCUCAUGUUUCUCAUGGUGAAUCUCCAUAUCUGUAUUGUAUUGCAUGUAGAUUGUGUCCAUAUUCUUCCUAUGUCGGCACCAUUUCACCAGGUCAAAUUCUUGGUCCAUGUAAGUGUGCUUGGCGAAUAAAGGCGAUUCUGAUUCCAGCUGCAGGGCAUGGAGCAAGAGUUGUUUCGGUCCUCCCUCGUCCUAACCGUGUCCACCAAGCUGCGUCUGUACCGCAGAGACCUGGCGAAGCGCUCUGACCUGUCCUCCAUUCCACCCCGGGCCAGCAGGGGGCGCCUACAGGAUCAUCUCCUCUCAGAACGAACACAGUGUGAGUCUAGACUCACUUACAUUUGGUGUAGGGGGAGGUUGCGCCUAGACGCUGAUCUGGGGUCAGUUUUGCACUUCCUCCACUAAUGGUGAAGGUUAGGAUUGGGGAAGGGGAACCUGAUCCUAGAUCUGUACCAAGGAGGAACUUCACGCUGGAGCUACUUAGACUCAAUGAGCCGUGUUCUUCAGGACAGGUGUUUAUCUUGGACUCAAUGAGCCGUGUUCUUCAGGACAGGUGUUUAUCUUGGACUCAAUGAGCCGUGUUCUUCAGGACAGGUGUUUAUCUUGGACUCAAUGAGCCGUGUUCUUCAGGACAGGUGUUUAUCUUGGACUCAAUGAGCCGUGUUCUUCAGGACAGGUGUUUAUCUUGGACUCAAUGAGCCGUGUUCUUCAGGACAGGUGUUUAUCUUGGACUAAAUGAGCCGUGUUUCAAUCCAGGAUGUGUGGACCAAACCAAACCGAGAGACAUUGGACGUUAUAUACUGACCUAUUAUUGCCAUUGUCUUUCUGAUCCAGGAGUGAACUGCAAAGGUUUUGCCCUGCGGACCUUAUUCACGGAGGAGUGUCAGGAGUCAUGCUACAGCAGUCAGUGAAGAUGGAUGGUUGUCUGUGUGUCUCAGAACGGAGCAUUAAGACUUACUGGUUCCAAAUGAAUCCCUUUACCCUUAACCUGUACUCCUUAUGUUUCUACUAACCUCGAGGCCUGAGCAGUUGAACAAUAAGGGUUUAUCAAUACUAAUUUUGGGAAGCAAAACCACUCAUAAAAAUAUGCAUUCUCAAUAAAUUAAAUCACUAUACUUUGACAUGUUCUAACAAUAACAUAAAAGUUAAAGUAAUUAAUGAUAUAAAAGUGAUUUCUAAAUGUAUUUGUUGUGUUGUAUUUUAUCUUUGGUAAUGCCUCUGUGACCAAAGUUAAAAGGAGAAGGGUGUUGGGACAGAAAUACUGAUCAAAACAAACGUUGUUUUGAGACUCUGCUUUCAAAGUCCAAAAUCCAACUAGCAUGUGUGUCACACCCUGGCUCUGGGACUCAUUAUGUUGAGCCAGGGUGUGUUCAUUUCUAUGUGUGUAUUUCUAUGUUGGUGUUCAUUCUAGUUUGUUGUAUUCUAUGUUUGCCUGAGUGACUCCCAAUCAGAGGCAACGAGUGUCAGCUGUUGGCUGGUUGUCUCUGAUUGGGAGCCAUAUUUUGUGGUUGUGGGUUUUUGUUCCGUGUUCGGUCAUUGAUACCGUGGACGUCACGAGUCGUGUUUUGUUUUGUAUUUUGACGCUUUAACUAAUUAAAGUCAUGUUUGUUCAUCACGCUGCGCCUUGGUCUACUCCUUACCUCGACCUUGACAGAAAAACCCACCAUGCAACGACCAAGCAGCGUGUCCAGGGGCAGCCCUUGGGGUGGACAUGGGAGGAAGCGCCGGGAAAGGCCCUGGCGAAAGAGGAGCAGCGUGUCCAGGAGCAGGCAGCCUGGACAUGGGAGGAGAUAUUGGACGGUAAAGGGUCCUGGACUUGGGGGGAAAUCCUGGCCGGGAUGGAUCGCCGGCCAUGGAGUGAGACAGUGGAGAGGCGACGGAGAGAGGAGCAACGGCGUGAUCAGGGUCGUCGUCGGACGGUCGUGAGGCAACCCCAGAAAAUUUUUAGGGGGGGGCACACGGCAUGGACGACGGGGCUGACGGAGGGGAAAAGGGGGCGGAUCCAGAAGGCCACCAGGCCAGGGGUUCACCGCCCUGUACGUCCUGUGCGGAUGCCUCACACAGAGUGUGUGAGGGUAGGCAUUCAGCCAGGACGGGUGGGUGUGGCGCUCUCUUCACUUCCAGGCCUCCUAAUCCGGCUCCAACAGGCCCGGUUCGCAUGUCCCUGCUCCGACUCACCAAGCCUACGGUGUGCUCGCCAGCCCAAUCCCGGCCUGUUCUCUGCUCCACGCACCAAGCCUACGGUUUGCUCGACACCCAGCCCGGCCUGUCCCUGCUCCACGCACCAAGCCUACGGUGUGCGUCGACACCCAGCCCGGCCUGUCCCUGCUCCACGCACCAAGCCUACGGUGUGCGUCGACAGCCCAUCCACUUUCCUGUCCCUGCUCCACCACCAAGCCUACGGUGUGCGUCGACAGCCCAGCCCGGCCUGUCCUGCUCCAGAAAACCACGGCAGCGGUCCCAAGUACGGUGUGGUCACGCAAUAUGCGCCCAGCCGGCCUGUUCCUCCACGCACAAACCUACGGUGCGCGUCGCAGCCUGCCCGGCCUGUCCCUGCUCCACGCACUAAACCUACGGUGCGCGUCGCCAGCCCGGUCCGGCCUGUUCCUGCCACCCGCACCAAGUCUACGGUGCGCGUCGCCAGCCCGACCCGGCCUGUUCCUGCCACUCGCACCAAACCUACGGUGCGCGUCGCCAGCCCGGUCCGGCCUGUUCCUGCCACUCGCACUAAGCCAGGGGUGCGAGAAGUCAGCCUGGUAAGGCCCGUCCCUCUUCCACGCACCAAGCCAGGGGUGCGAGUCGUCAGCCUGGUAAGGCCCGUUCCUCCUCCACGCACCAAGCCAGGGGUGCGAGUCGACAGCCUGGUAAGGAUCGCUCCUGUUAAGUCCAGUCCUGCUCCAGCCGGCGGGGCCAGACUGGACCAGGGGCACUAUGGGGGGUGUAUUGGAGGGUGGUGGUCAAGGCCGGAGCCAGAACCGCCGCCGAGGAGGUAUGCCCGCCCAGCCCUCCCCUGGUUUGUUUUGUUGAGGCGCGGUCGCAGUCCGCGCCUUUAGGGGGGGGGUACUGUCACACCCUGGCUCUGGGACUCAUUAUGUUGAGCCAGGGUGUGUUCAUUUCCAUGUGUGUAUUUCUAUGUUGGUGUUCAUUCUAGUUUGUUGUAUUCUAUGUUUGCCUGAGUGACUCCCAAUCAGAGGCAACGAGUGUCAGCUGUUGGCUGGUUGUCUCUGAUUGGGAGCCAUAUUUUGUGGUUGUGGGUUUUUGUUCCGUGUUCGGUCAUUGAUACCGUGGACGUCACGAGUCGUGUUUUGUUUUGUAUUUUGACGCUUUAACUAAUUAAAGUCAUGUUUGUUCAUCACGCUGCGCCUUGGUCUACUCCUUACCUCGACCUUGACAAUGUGUCAAAAUGAAGGAGCGUUUUAAACAUGAACGUGUGAUUGAAGUCAUGUUUCAUUAUUGAAAAUAUCUAAAUGUAGUUUAAAAGCUAACACUGUCUGAUAGACAGUCCACUAAAGUUUAUCACAGGGCUAUCAGGGGCUAGGUACAGGUGUAGGGAUUACACAUUGGACAGAGGACAGAGGACACAGGUGUAGGGAUUACACAUUGGACAGAGGACAGAGGACAGAGGUGUAGGGAUUACACACUGGACAGAGGACAGAGGACAGAGGCACAGGUGUAGGGAUUACACAUUGGACAGAGGACACAGGUGUAGGGAUUACACACUGGACAGAGGACAGAGGACAGAGGCACAGGUGUAGGGAUUACACAUUGGACAGAGGACACAGGUGUAGGGAUUACACAUUGGACAGAGGACAGAGGACAGAGGCACAGGUGUAGGGAUUACACAUUGGACAGAGGACAGAGGACAGAGGACACAGGUGUAGGGAUUACACAUUGGACAGAGGACAGAGGACAGAGGACACAGGUGUAGGGAUUACACAUUGGACAGAGGACAGAGGACACAGGUGUAGGGAUUACACAUUGGACAGAGGACAGAGGACAGGUGUAGGGAUUACACAUUGGACAGAGGACAGAGGACACAGGUGUAGGGAUUACACAUUGGACAGAGGACAGAGGACACAGAUGUAGGGAUUACACAUUGGACAGAGGACAGAGGACAGAGGACACAGGUGUAGGGAUUACACAUUGGACAGAGGACAGAGGACAGAGGACACAGAUGUAGGGAUUACACAUUGGACAAAGGACAGAGGACACAGGUGUAGGGAUUACACAUUGGACAGAGGACAGAGGACACAGAUGUAGGGAUUACACAUUGGACAGAGGACAGAGGACAGAGGACACAGGUGUAGGGAUUACACAUUGGACAGAGGACAGAGGACACAGGUGUAGGGAUUACACAUUGGACAGAGGACAGAGGACAGAGGACACAGGUGUAGGGAUUACACAUUGGACAGAGGACAGAGGACAGAGGACACAGAUGUAGGGAUUACACAUUGGACAGAGGACAGAGGACACAGGUGUAGGGAUUACACAUUGGACAGAGGACAGAGGACACAGGUGUAGGGAUUACACAUUGGACAGAGGACAAAGGACACGGGUGUAGGGAUUACACAUUGGACAGAGGACAGAGGACACAGGUGUAGGGAUUACACAUUGGACAGAGGACAGAGGACACAGGUGUAGGAUUACACAUUGACAGAGACGAGGCACAGUGUAGGGAUACACAUUGGACAGAGGACAGAAGGACACAGGUGUAGGGAUUACACAUUGGACAGAGGACAGAGGACACAGGUGUAGGGAUUACACAUUGGACAGAGGACAGAGGACACAGGUGUAGGGAUUACACAUUGGACAGAGGACAGAGGACAGAGGACACAGGUGUAGGGAUUACACAUUGGACAGAGGACAGAGGACAGAGGACACAGGUGUAGGGAUUACACAUUGGACAGAGGACAGAGGACACAGGUGUAGGGAUUACACAUUGGACAGAGGACAGAGGACACAGGUGUAGGGAUUACACAUUGGACAGAGGACAGAGGACACAGGUGUAGGGAUUACACAUUGGACAGAGGACAAGGACACAGGUGUAGGGAUUACACAUUGGACAAGACGAGGACAGAGGACACAGGUGUAGGGAUUACACAUUGGACAGAGGACAGAGGACACAGGUGUAGGGAUUACACAUUGGACAGAGGACAAGGACACAGGUGUAGGGAUUACACAUUGGACAGGACAAGGACAGAGGACACAGGUGUAGGGAUUACACAUUGGACAGAGGACAGAGGACAGAGGACACAGAUGUAGGGAUUACACAUUGGACAGAGGACAGAGGACACAGGUGUAGGGAUUACACAUUGGACAGAGGACAGAGGACACGGUGUAGGGAUUACACAUUGGACAGAGGACAGAGGACACAGGUGUAGGGAUUACACAUUGGACAGAGGACAGAGGACAGAGGACACAGGUGUAGGGAUUACACAUUGGACAGAGGACAAAGGACACGGGUGUAGGGAUUACACAUUGGACAGAGGACAGAGGACACAGGUGUAGGGAUUACACAUUGGACAGAGGACAGAGGACAGAGGACACAGGUGUAGGGAUUACACACUGGACAGAGGACAGAGGACAGAGGACAGACACAUGUGUAGGGAUUACACACUGAAACAGGGACACAGGUGCUCACCUCACAAUAAAAUAAUCGUAUGGUGAUUACAAAUACGACAGGGUGUGGUUAACUUCCAUGUAAAUGGACAAUAAAGUAAUUGUAUUGCGCCGAGUAGUGAUGGAAACAGAACAGGGACACAGUGUAGUGCAGAUAACGGCACGUUGUGUUGUGAACAACACCUGCCACUAUCCAAUGACUUCCCACAGGUGGCUGAUCCGCUAUUAGUCUCAUACUCGGUCCCGCCAGGGGAGAGUUUUUUCCAUUCAGCAUCACUCCCAGGGGGAUAUAGUGUUCUUCAUAACAAAGAUACAGCGGGUCUGAAACUGACUCCCUUGAUAAAGACGAGUAUCAAAUAAAUUAUUUAAAUUCUGAGCUAUAUUGUAUGCUCAAAACAUUACAUUGUUUUAGUUGCUCGGAUAAAUAUAUUUGGUUUAGGGGAGAGUGGGGUAAGUUAAGCCACCCUUGUCUCUAGGAAACCAAAAUAUCUAGGAAGAGGUCAUCAUUUCAUGGAGUCUGUGAAUGUGAAGAAACCACAUGGAAAAAAGUGGUAAGAAAAUUCAAAUGAAUGUAUUGCGUUAGAGGUUUCAUGGUGCUUGUAUCUAAACCAAAAUAGAUACUUUUAAGAUUGUUCUAUACAUCAGUGUCACGAUCGUUGCAGGAAGCGGACCAAGGCGCAGCGUGACAGGCGUACAUACUUUUAUUGCAGUACACACGAACCAAAACAAACGAUACGUGAAGUCCUAGGUUAAACACCAAAACAAACCUUAACGGAACAAGAUCCCACAAAUAACUAGUGCCAACAGGCUGCCUAAGUAUGGUUCCCCAAUCAGAGACAACGAGAAUCAGCUGCCUCUGAUUGGGAACCACCCUGGCCAAACAUAGAAAACACGAACUAGAACAAAAACAUAGAAACUACAACAUAGACACUACACACCCUGGCUCAACUUUUAAGAUUCCCCAGAGCCGGGGCGUGACAAUCAGUUGGGGGUCUCUGUAAGCUUCAAUAUGAGGUCCUAAACCUAGUGUCGUGUAUGAAGAUUAUGACUAUUCUAGAAGAACAAAGAAAAUAUGUUUAUCUUAGUUCAAAAGUAGCCAGUUGUAGGGUGACGCCCCAGGGGGGAUAGGUGAUUGGACAGCAGAGGGAGCAACACAUAUUUUUACAUUGUUUAUAAGUAUAUGCUGGAGGAAGGAGAGGUUAGAGCAGCCAUUACAAUUCGAGGACACUGCUCUCCGGGUGUCAUGGCACCUGUAACUCAUGCUGAAAGCUUGUGAUAUGAAUAAACUUAUGAUCAAAGGUUCAGUAUGAGCGUACUCCUUUGUUUGACAGCAAUGAGCACCAGCAUUCGACGCGAUACGACACUAGCAUGAAAGUGCAUCCUUGUAGCUGUGUGGGAGGAUAUGGUCAAAACGUUGAGCUAAUUGAAGUGUUUCUUCCCAGGCGUUAUAUCUCUGGGAUAUGAGGUAACAACCAGACCUAGCCUAUGUUAAGUGUUUACAAAUGUACAAAGUGUUUGUUAGUUGUUAAGCUUGUGUUAAAAAUACGCUUAUAAUGAUUAAAAGACAAAGAAGUGAUUGUGUUGAAUUGUGUUUGGAAAAUAAAGAUGGGAUAUGGUUUUUAAAAAGGUAGUGGUAAUAUUUAAUUCAGUACAGAAAUGUGUAGGCGGCUUAACCUCCCCUGUCCCGCGGCUCAGCUUACCCCAUACCCGGUGUAAGUUGUGCCAAGAGACCAUUUUUUUUGGGACAAGAUAUGUUUUCAAAACUGAUGUUAAGAUGAAUUCUGAUUUCCAGGGACACACAACAGCCUGAAAUAUACAGUGCCUUCAGAAAGUAUUCACACCCCUUGAGUUUUUCCACAUUUUGUUGUUACAUCCUGAAUCUAACGUGGAUUAAAUGUAGAUUUAUUUAGUCACUGGCCUACAAAUAAUACCCCAUAACGUCAAAGUGGAAUUAUGUUUUUCUAAAUGUUUACAAAAAAAGCUGAAAUGUUUUGAGUCGAUAAGUAUGUUAUGGCAAGCCUAAAUAAGUUCAGAAGUAAAAAUGUGCUCAACAAGUCAAAGAAGUCGCAUGGACUCUGUGUGCAAUAAUAGUGUUUAACAUGAUUUUUGAAUGACUACCUCAUCUCUGUACCCCACGCAUACAAUUAUCUGUAAGGUCCCUCAGUCGAGCAGUGAAUUUCAAACAUAGAUUCAACCACAAAGACCAGGGAGGUUUUCCAAUGCCUCGCUCCUAUUGGUAGAUGGGUAAAAAAAAGAAGCAUUAUUCCUCCUCCACCAAACUUUACAGUUGGCACUACGCAUUGGGGCAGGUAGCGUUUCUCCUGGCAGCCGCCAAACCCAGAUUUGUCCGUCGGACUGGUGAUCUUAGGCUUGUGUGCAGCUGUUUGGCCAUGGAAACACAUUUCAUGAAGCUCCCGACGAACAGUUCUUGUGCUGACGUUGCUUGAUGCCAUUCCACCUAUUCCGCUCCAGCCAUUACCACGAGCCCGUUCUCCCCAAUUAAGGUGCCACCAACCUCCUCUGGAGGAGAAUCGCAGUUGCAUUUCCUUGAUUUCUCGCUUCCUCUCUCCUCGCCUCCUUCUCAAAACCCAUUGGAUGAGAAGGUCAGUAGGGGAGGAACCUCUGACUUUCUCAUCCAAUGGGUUUUGAAGAGGAGGCAAGGAUUUUACCAAUGGUCUUCUCUCGAUUCCUUGUGUCCUUUACUUGAAUCCUCUCCUUGCUUCCUACUGAAGUUUUGAGAGAGUGGCGGGGUGUCACGAUCGUCGAUAGAUGAAGCGGACCAAGGUGAUAACCGUACAUCUUUUAUUGAAGUACACACACACGAACAAAACAACAAACCAAACGAUACGUGAAGUCCUAGGUUAACACCAAAACAAACCUUAUGGAACAAGAUCCCACAUUAAACUAGUGCAAAACAGGCUACCUAAGUAUGGUCCCCAAUCAGAGACAACGAGCUACAGCUGCCUCUGAUUGGGAACCACCCUGGCCAACAUAGAUCUAAACGAUUUAGAACGAAAACAUGGAACAACUAAACAUAGGAAAAUCCACACCCUGGCUCAACAUUUAAGAGUCCCCAGAGCCAGGGCGUGACACGGGGAGAGCACGGGAGGAAAGAAUAUAGUGACAUCCCUUAAGAGUAUGUGAUUAUUCCAGAACAUACCGUGCCUGGUAGCCUCAUGAAACCAGUCUGGGCACUUUGUUCCCGUUUCGUUUCACUUCACUUGUGAUAUGUGAAGUGAAACAUGAAUGUGAGCUGGCGAGAGAUCUGUCUGGUUAAAUGAGGCGCUAGGUGCAGGCAGACGGCCCUGAUUCGAGGUAUACACAGUGUUCCCAGAUAGGGAGGAAGCUUUACCAAAGAUGGUUAAAUGAAGAGUUCUUACGCCAUUUACGCAUUGAAAAAAAAAAACGGUCAGAGUUUGGAUCUGCUUAGUUCAUUGACUGUAUACAGUAUGAACGAGAGAAAAGGAGAGUGAGAUGUCUUGCUUUCUCUAAGGCACACUUUGGCCCACUUCCUACUGAGGUUUUGAGCGUGAUGGAGGCAGGGAGAGGACAGGACCAAAGACCAUGAAGACAGAGAGAGAGAGAGAGAGAGAGAGAGAGGCAUGGCUGAGAAUGUUAGUAUGUGGAAGUAACCCUAAACCUUAUUCUGUUCGAUAAGCUGAAGGUAGAGGCAGUACAUACUGAACUCUCCAUAUUUCUCUGCCAGUCGUAAGCCACACGUCUCCAUGGAGACUAAUAAGAAACACAGACUGAUGUCAUUGUGGAAGACUAAAAUGACUUUAUUUAAAAGACAGAUUCAGUGGUCACGUCAAAAGGCAUGUUUUUACAUUUAGUAAAUCAAAUAAUAUUAUUUCACUCUUUCCCAUAUAUCCUUUACAGACACUCAUUUUAAAUUAUAGAAAUGUACUUGAGAAAAGCGUUACCUAGUCAUUUAAUACUGACUAAUGUAAAACCAGACAGUAAAUACAUAAACAUGGAUUAACAAUAGUGAUUAUUUGAUGUAAAACUACAAAACAUAUAAUACUUCUAAAUAAAAUGCGUCAAAACCACAUCUGGUCCAAAAGUGCAAACGCUUCACUUCGACAACUCAACUGGCACAGCCACUUCAUAUUGAGCGGAGGUAUUUGUGUCCAAACCACACUAUGGACACAUUAGUAAAAUAAUAUUAAUAAUAAUAAUAUUAAUAACAGUCUGCACCUAAAGUAGAUUGAGGCAGUUUCAUGCUCGUCGUCGUGUGAACCCAGCUUCAUACAACCCAAUUACAGAGCUGCAGUGAUUAUGUCUAUGGCAUACCACUGAUCACCGUGUCUAUGGCAUACCACUGAUCACCUGUCUGUGGGCAUACCACUGAUCCGUGUCUAUGCUACCACUGAUCAUCACCAAGUGUCUCUGGCAUACCACUGAUCACCGUGUCUUAUGCAUACCACUGAGCACCGUGUCUGAGGCAUACCACUGAUCACCGUGUCUAUGGCAUACCACUGAUCACCGGUGUCCUUUGCAUACCACUGAUCACCGUGUCUAUGGCAUAUACCGACUGAUCCCGUGUCUUGGCAAUCCCACUCGAUCACCGUGUCUAUGGCAUACCACUGAUCACAGUGUCCUAUGGCAUCCACUGAUCACCGUGUCUGUGGCAUACCACUGAUCACCGUGUCUGUGGCUACCUCGAUCACGUUGUCUUUGCACUACCACUGUCACCGGUGUCUAGCAUACCACUGAUCACCGUGUCUAUGGCAUACCACUGAUCACCGUGUCUAUGGCAUACCACUGAUCACCGUGUCUAUGGCAUACCACUGAUCACCGUGUCUAUGGCAUACCACUGAUCACUGUGUCUGUGGCAAUACCACUGAUCACAUCAAAUAGUCAACAUUUAAAUAGGGUGGCUGUAUUUUCAAGGCCAGGGAGACCAGCUGAUCACAUCAAUUACAAUUAACAUUUUAGAUGAGAGCUUUUUAUAGCCUGGUUACCAGUCUGUUUGAGCGACUUUUUUUUUUGUGCGACUCCUUGUCCUGCCAAACAGAUGACAUGAUAGCACAGAUCUGGGCUAAGCUUUUCACGUCAUCUUAGUAAAUAAGCUAUAUAAGCCUUUAACUUGGCUUAUUAUUUAUUAUAAGUUCAGUCAUGAUUUAAGUUUGACUGACUGUUGCCAUACAGUCCCAUACACAACAGAAGAUGUAACAAAAAGCUCUGAAACCAUUCCAACUACUGCUUCAGUGUGUCUGUUCUGUAUGUAAAGUCUUUUAGAAUUCAGGAAUGCCAAGUGGUCAUAUGUUGAAAGUCCUUAGUGUUCUAGAAGCAGUGUGUUCUAGAGUCGGAGCUGUUCCGUGUCCUCUUUAAGCGUUUGCGACUCCUGAGCGAUGGGGCCUCCCUCGCGGGUCUGGCCCAGGGACGACGCGAUGACGUCCACCGCCAUGGAAGCUGUGAUCUCCACCGCCUCACGGCUCGCCCCCAGGGAUGGGUUGACCUCAACAAGGUCCAUCACUGA
Molecule: messenger RNA, 22608 nt
Organism: Coregonus sp. 'balchen'
Lineage: Eukaryota; Metazoa; Chordata; Actinopteri; Salmoniformes; Salmonidae
Source: the annotation of a GenBank genome assembly